AUGGCCUAUUUUAUUUUGGUCAGAGCUCGGUUCGUCAUGCUCAGCAUGUUUCUACAGAGCAGCGCUGGACAUGCUCCAAACGGCUACAAUGGCCCUUUACGAGGAGAGUAUGGUUUCCUGUCACAAUUCGACGGCAUAUCGCCGGAGGAGGCCCGGAUGCGAGUCCGCCACAUGCAGGGGAACUUCGGCAUCAUGGAGUUCCAGUUCGUCAACGCGUUGGGAGGGCUGACCGUCCCUCCAGAUCUCGGUGCUGAUUCUUGGACAUGUGCGCGCGACGGCUCAGUUAUCCGCCGUGAUGUCCUUAGAGCCUAUAUAGACGAGAUAGUUUUUUGGGGUGGCCGGUCUUGGCUGGUCAUCGAGUCCAUUUCGACAGAGGGUGGCGACGGCGGCGUGCACUCUGCAGCUUUGCGGGAACUCGCGAUGAACACGAUGGCCCUCACAGCGGACUGGGCACGCUCAUCUUCUCCCGAGUGGGCGGACUUUGCUUCCGCGCUGGGCUUCUCAGGGAUACAUUGGGAAAGCUCGGACAACUUCCACGCGACGGCUUCGGGAUUAUUGGAUAUUCCUGGUUUUCUGAACGCCGCCAAGGCGGUAUUGGAUUCAAGGUCUAUGGGGCAGACCUUCAACUUUCCUGAUGGUUUUGGAUGGGACAGGCAACUUGUAGUGGACAACGUGGUCGCUUUUACGAUUUGGUCAGCAUGGCGACUCACGAACGAGGAGCAGCUCCUUGCCGACCUACCUGCUGGCAGCGUCCUCGUUUCUUUCCCAGGAAGUGACGGCGAGCAUGCCGGCGAGGCCUGGAACAGCGAAGAGGUCGGAAAGACCCCGCUGGAGCUGAUCAUGGCCCGAUGGAAGAAGGCCCGCUGCUUUGGCGACUCCUUCCUUGCGGUGGGCGAUGGCCUCAGGUACGUCACAACCGACUACUUCCCAGACGCCCGACCGCUGAGCGAUGAUGAGCUCGAGCAGGUGGUAGAGCAAGUCUUCGUCAAUGUGGACUCAUCUCACUGCUCGAAGCUCGGCGUGCCGUACGUGGACAUGCCAGAGGUGCCUGAAGUCCCCCCGCAGUCUGUAGAGGACGAUGCGGAGUCGACGCGCCUGCAGUCGACCGUGCACGAAAUCGAGGACAGGUCCCUGUUCCUCAACCCUCGCCGCGCCCGCCACGCCGGCGCCGGUCGGCCACGCAUGGCCGCGGGCGCCGCGUCCCCAGACGCGAGCGCGGCUCUCUGGCCAACAAUAAUCGUGCUGGUGAUGCUUGGUGCCGUCGUUGGUUCAGCAACGACGCUGGUGCUAUUGAAGGCGCGGCUGCCCGAGCGCGCCGGAAGCGUCGGGAGCUACGCCGGCGCGUCGUCGCCCGCCUGCAGAGAGUGA
This is a messenger RNA of Prorocentrum cordatum, 1368 nucleotides long. The record is from the annotation of a GenBank genome assembly. Lineage: Eukaryota; Dinophyceae; Prorocentrales; Prorocentraceae.